GGAGAAAAAAAUAUAUUGUUACAAAUUAUAAAUAAAUCUUAAAUAUUUUAAACUGAAAUAUUAAAUUCUAAUAUUUUAAACUAAAAUAUCAAAUUCUAAUAUACAGUAUUUUUUUUUUCUUGUUAUAAAUCAUAGCUACAUGGUUUUUUUUUUUCUUUGAUUAAUUGCACGCUAUAAAAAGUUGUUUAUCUAAAAAUAAAACAAACAAAUUUUUGUAAAAAAAAAUAAAACACAUAAAUAAAGAAAAAAAAAACAAAAUAUAGUAGUAUUUUUUUUUGGUACAAAAUACUACUAGUAUUUUUUUUUUGGUAUUCUACUAUAGUAGUAUUUUAAUUUAGAAAAAAAAGUUGUUAUUUUUGGAUGCGCUGUAUCCUCGUCAAAACAAAUUCAGUUUAAGGUAAAUCCAAAUCCUAAAUUAAUUGAGCCAAUAACGUACGCACCUUCCUUAAUUUCAGCAAAAUUUUGUUCACCAUUUCUGAUACAUUCAUUCAUCUCUAUCACAAAAUCUCUCUCCCUAUAUAACCCACUUCCCAUUCUCCAAAAAAACCAGUCCUAUUCCAAAUCAAUAAUCUUCUCUCCCCUUCCAUUCACAAUCCCAUGAUAUUCACGAUGGGUCUCUUUCAAAGAUCACAUCUUCCUCUCGCCAUCGUGCUUUCUCUCUCCUUUCUUUCUCUUGCGUUUUCCCUUGACAUGUCCAUUAUUGACUAUGAUGCAAAAGUUGAAUCUCAUCUUAUGAAUAUGUAUGAAUCAUGGUUGGUUAAACAUGGUAAGGUAUAUAAUGCAUUAGGUGAGAAAGAACGUAGAUUUGAAAUCUUUAAAGAUAAUCUUAGGUAUGUUGAAAAUCAUAACAAUGUGGAGGGUCAAAGUUUUAAAUUAGGUCUCACAAAGUUUGCUGAUCUUACCAAUGAGGAAUAUCGUUCCAUGUUUUUGGGUACAAGGAGUCGUAAAUCUAAAGGUUUGUUAUCUGGUUCUAAGAAAAGUACUCGUUAUGCUUUUCGCGAUGACGAUGAAUUGCCUGAGUCUGUUGAUUGGAGGGAGAAAGGUGCUGUUGUUGAUGUCAAAGAUCAAGGCCAAUGUGGGAGUUGUUGGGCAUUCUCAACAGUUGGUGCUGUGGAAGGGAUCAAUAAAAUUGUAACAGGUGAUCUGAUAUCUCUAUCAGAACAAGAGUUGGUGGAUUGUGAUAAAGGUUAUAACAUGGGAUGCAAUGGAGGUCUUAUGGAUAAUGCUUUUGAGUUUAUAAUGCAAAAUGGAGGCAUUGAUACCGAAGAUGAUUACCCUUAUCGUGCUAGCGACAAUACUUGUGAUCCAAACAAGAAAAAUGCCCGGGUAGUCACUAUCGAUGGAUAUGAAGAUGUUCCAGAAAAUGAUGAGAAAUCCUUGAAGAAGGCCCUUGCGUUUCAACCUGUUAGCGUUGCCAUUGAAGCUGGUGGCAGGGCAUUUCAACUUUACCAAUCGGGUGUUUUUACCGGCACUUGUGGAACGGAACUUGAUCACGGCGUUGUGGCAGUUGGAUAUGGAACAGAAAACGGCACAGAUUACUGGUUAGUGAGAAACUCAUGGGGUUCAUCAUGGGGUGAGGGUGGUUACAUUAAGUUGGAGAGGAAUUUGAAAUCAACCCAAACUGGUAAGUGUGGGAUUGCAAUGGAAGCAUCAUAUCCUGUCAAGAAGGGUCAGAACCCUCCAAACCCUGGUCCUACACCUCCAUCACCUGCAAAGCCUUCAACUGUUUGUGAUGAAUACUACACUUGCUCAGCUGGGACUACAUGCUGUUGCCUUUUUGAGUAUGGAAACUUCUGCUUUGCUUGGGGAUGCUGUCCUAUUGAGUCUGCAACUUGCUGCGAUGACGGUUCCAGCUGUUGUCCUCCUGAUUACCCCGUCUGUGAUGCUGACGCCGGAACUUGCCGAUUGAGUAAAGAUAAUCCAUUUGGAGUGAAAGCUUUGAAACGGACACCUGCUACAAGUACUUGGAGUUGGACUCAAAGAAAACUGCUAUGAGAAGAAACUAAAAGUGAGAGAAGAGAUUGAAAUACUCAUGGCUGGUUUAGGCACAACAAAUCAACAAUCUAUUAUGUAUAUACAACCAAACAGCAUUAUUGUUUUUCAUUUAUUUUAAACUGAUUGGUGUAAAUAUCUGCAGAACUGCUCAAGCAGUAUGCACUUCGGAUAUUGAUGAUGUUAAUAGAUUGUAUAUAUUUGCCAAUUCUUUA
Messenger RNA from Trifolium pratense (red clover), 2207 nucleotides. Its product is annotated as probable cysteine protease RD21B. The coding region runs from base 598 to 1995 and encodes 465 amino acids. Gene Ontology annotation, molecular function: cysteine-type endopeptidase activity. The transcript is spliced from 5 exons. Gene Ontology annotation, cellular component: lysosome. Lineage: Eukaryota; Viridiplantae; Streptophyta; Magnoliopsida; Fabales; Fabaceae. The record is from RefSeq and is a predicted model, not a curated record.